UUUUACAUAAGCUCUCUGCUUCCCUCCAUAUUUAUUUAUCGAAAGAAAAAUUAAGAAAAGAGAAUAUGGUGAGCAUCGUUGUACACAAACCAAGCUUCUCUUAUCCAUCUGUAUCGUCUUCUUCAAUGAAAAAGAAACCCAGACAUCACCAACAGUUGAAGCAACAAAGACAAAAUCAAUAUGAUAACAACGGAUUCACUUCCCUCUCUUUCACCAAACCAUCUCCCACUCCAAUCUUGAUCGGAAAACAAUCAAUUCACCGGACCAAACUCGAAGCUUUAGACUCCGUCAUUACAGACCUCGAAACCUCCGCUCAGAAAGGUAUCUCGUUCAGCGAACCUGAGAUUUUCGCUUCUCUUCUCGAGACUUGCUACAGCUUAAGAGCCAUUGACCAUGGCGUUAGAGUUCAUCACCUUAUACCUCCCUACCUCUUGCGCAAUAACCUGGGGAUUUCAUCGAAGCUUGUUAGGCUCUAUGCGUCUUGUGGCUACACGGAGGUUGCACACGAGGUGUUCGAUCGAAUGUCUAAGAGAGAAUUGUCGCCUUUCGCUUGGAACUCUCUUAUAUCAGGCUACGCGGAAUUGGGUCAGUACGAAGAUGCUUUGGCUCUCUACUUUCAGAUGGCUGAAGACGGGGUCAAACCAGACCGGUUCACUUUCCCACGCGUCUUAAAAGCUUGUGCAGGAAUUGGGUCUAUUCAGAUUGGAGAUGCAAUUCAUCGUGAUUUGGUUAAGGCAGGUUUCGGAUACGAUGUCUAUGUGCUAAAUGCUCUUGUUGAUAUGUAUGCAAAAUGUGGGGAUAUUGUUAAAGGAAGGAAUGUAUUUGAUAUGAUUCCUCACAAAGACUAUGUUUCCUGGAACUCCAUGUUAACUGGUUACCUUCAUCACGGAUUAUUACUUGAGGCGUUGGACAUUUUUCGUCUAAUGGUUCAAGAUGGGAUUGAGCCUGAUAAGGUUGCUAUCUCCAGUGUUCUGGCUCGUGUUUUGUCUUUCAAGCAUGGGCGUCAGUUACAUGGAUGGGUAAUUAGGCGAGGAAUAGAGUGGGAGUUAUCGGUUGCGAAUGCUUUGAUUGUUUUUUACUCCAAAAGGGGACAAUUGGGUCAAGCCUGCUUCAUAUUCGAUCAGAUGCCCGAGAGAGACACCGUAUCUUGGAAUGCUAUUCUCUCUGCUCAUUCUAAAGAUUCCAAUGGUUUAAAAUAUUUUGAGCAAAUGCAGCGUGCUAAUGCUAGACUUGAUGGUAUCACGUUUGUCUCGGUUCUAUCUAUAUGUGCUAAUACAGGAAUGAUCCAAGUUGGAGAGAGACUGUUCUCUCUGAUGUCGAAGGAGUACGGGAUAGACCCGAAGAUGGAACAUUAUGCAUGUAUGGUGAAUCUCUACGGAAGAGCAGGGAUGGUGGAAGAGGCUUACUCAAUGAUUGUUCAAGAGAUGGGGUUUGAGGCUGGUCCAACUGUUUGGGGAGCGUUGUUAUACGCUUGUUAUCUCCAUGGCAAUGCAGAUAUAGGAGAGGUUGCUGCUCAACAUCUUUUCGAGUUGGAACCUGAUAACGAACACAAUUUCGAACUGUUGAUGAGAAUUUAUAGUAAGGCGAAGAGAGCAGAGGAUGUUGAGAGAGUAAGGCAGAUGAUGGUGGAUCGAGGAUUAGAGACAUAAACUGGUUCUACUUAACAGCAAUAACCAUGGCCAGAAACCUUGGAGAGGAAGCAAGUGGUGGUGAUACAGAGUUUAUUAAAGCCUCUUGUGAGACAACGUCAUAUCCGGAG
Capsella rubella is the source of this 1759-nucleotide messenger RNA. Its product is annotated as pentatricopeptide repeat-containing protein At4g25270, chloroplastic. The record is from RefSeq and is a predicted model, not a curated record. Bases 66 to 1649 code for a protein of 527 amino acids. The transcript has 2 exons. Lineage: Eukaryota; Viridiplantae; Streptophyta; Magnoliopsida; Brassicales; Brassicaceae. Gene Ontology annotation, molecular function: protein binding; RNA binding. Gene Ontology annotation, biological process: RNA modification.